Messenger RNA from Phragmites australis (common reed), 1624 nucleotides. RefSeq names its product acetylornithine aminotransferase, mitochondrial-like. Gene Ontology annotation, molecular function: identical protein binding; transaminase activity; pyridoxal phosphate binding. Gene Ontology annotation, biological process: arginine metabolic process. Gene Ontology annotation, cellular component: chloroplast stroma. Bases 106 to 1482 code for a protein of 458 amino acids. The transcript is spliced from 3 exons. The record is from RefSeq and is a predicted model, not a curated record. Lineage: Eukaryota; Viridiplantae; Streptophyta; Magnoliopsida; Poales; Poaceae.
AAUGAGACGCGUGAUCCCAUUCCCCUCCGUCGCUCGGCAGCUUCUUGGACCCCGGUACUUAAUCCCCCCCCAAAUCGACCUCGCCGAGGCACCACCGCGCACGCCAUGAACUCGCUCCAGUCCUUCCUCGCCGUCGCUCCCGUCGUCAAGCCGGCCUCGGGAGCCGGCGUGCGGCUCCCGUCGUCCCUCCGCGCGCGCGUCUGUGCCUGCCUCGCCGCGCCGCCGCCGACAGCCGCGGCCGCGGGGGCGCGGCGGGAGCUGUCGGCGGUGAGCCUGGCGGUCGUGGAGGACGAGGCUCGGUACCUCGUCGGCACCUACAAUCGCGCGCGCGUCGUCCUCGUCUCUGGACGCGGGUGCAAGCUCUACGACGCCGACGGCCGCGAGUACCUCGACAUGGCCGCCGGCAUCGCCGUCAGCGCCCUGGGCCACGCGGACCCCGACCUAGUCGCCGCCGUCGCCCAGCAGUCUGACACCCUCAUCCACGCCAGCAACGUCGCAUACACCGUCCCCCAGGUGGCGCUCGCCAAGCGGCUCGUGGAGGCGUCCUUCGCGGACCGCGCCUUCUUCGCCAACACCGGCACGGAGGCCAACGAGGCGGCCAUCAAGUUCGCCAGGAAGUUCCAGCGCGUCGCGCGCCCCGAUGGGGACGCGCCCACCGAGUUCUUGGCGUUCAGCAACUGCUUCCACGGCCGGACCAUGGGCUCGCUCGCGCUCACCAGCAAGAGCCAGUACCGGGAGCCCUUCGCGCCCGUGAUGCCCGGGGCGACCUUCGUGGAGUACGGCAACUUGGAGGAGGCCAAGAAGGUCAUACAGUCCGGCAGGAUUGCCGCUGUGUUCGUCGAGCCCGUGCAGGGUGAGGGUGGGAUUCAUAGUGCCACCAAGGAGUUCUUGCAGGGGCUGCGGGAUGCUUGUGAUGAGGCUGGAGCCCUCUUGGUCUUUGAUGAGGUGCAAUGUGGUUUGGGACGCACAGGUUUCCUCUGGGCCCAUGAGGUGUAUGGAGUAGCACCUGACAUCAUGAGCUUAGCAAAGCCACUGGCAAAUGGUCUUCCCAUUGGUGUUGUCUUGGUCACUGAAAAGGUUGCUGCAGCCAUAAACUAUGGCGACCAUGGUACGACAUUCGGUGGUGGCCCUCUUGUCUGCCAGGCUGCGUUAACUGUAUUGGACAAAAUCCAGAAACCUGGUUUCUUGGCCGAGGUGUCCAAGAAAGGAGAGAACUUCAAGCAGCUUCUUCGCACCAAGCUGAGUGGAAACCCGCACGUAAAGGAGGUCCGUGGGAUCGGCCUCAUUAUCGGCAUCGAGCUUGAUGUACCAGCUGGUCCUUUAGUCGAUGCGUGCUUGGACGCCGGUGUCAUUGUGCUGACAGCUGGGAAAGGCAAUGUUGUGAGGCUCGUGCCGCCGCUCAUCAUCUCGGAGAAGGAGCUGGAGCAAGCUGCGGGUGUGAUAUGUGACUGUCUACCUGCGCUUGAUGUUGCUACUUCUUAAUGUAACCAGAUCCUUGUCCUGGUUCUGUGGUUCAGAUAAUGUGUGUUGUAGGUCCGCAUAUGGAAGCUUGUUCCAAUUUUUGGAAUCGAAUAAUUUCAUGUAGGACCGAUGUUGUUCUGAGAGUAAAUGAUUUAUUGGAUCU